Molecule: messenger RNA, 450 nt
Organism: Rotaria sordida
Lineage: Eukaryota; Metazoa; Rotifera; Eurotatoria; Philodinida; Philodinidae
Source: the annotation of a GenBank genome assembly
AUGAGUGAAAGUGGAUCGAAUUUAAGUGUUGGUCAAAAACAAUUGGUAUGUUUAGCAAGAGCUAUACUAAAAAAAAGUAAAAUUCUUGUAAUUGAUGAAGCAACUGCUAAUGUUGAUCAUGUAACUGAUGAAUUGAUACAAAGAGCAAUUCGUGAUCAAUUUAAAGAAUGUACAGUAUUGACAAUAGCACAUCGUUUGCGUACAAUAAUUGAUAGUGAUCGUAUUAUGGUGCUUAGUAAUGGAAAAUUAGUCGAAUUUGAUUCACCUGAAGUAUUACUAUUAAAUACUCAAUCUCAUUUUACUAGUUUAGUAGAACAAACAGGAACUAUUGAAGCUGAAUAUCUUCGAGCGAUAGCAAGUUUGGCUUCAUUAAAAAUUAAGUCAAAAGAAUCAAACACAGAUGACAAUCAAAAAUUAGACAUUGAAGAAAACGAUCCUGUUAUCAUCUAA